This is a messenger RNA of Trifolium pratense (red clover), 1634 nucleotides long. Its product is annotated as protein SMG9-like. NCBI's taxonomy places the organism in Eukaryota, Viridiplantae, Streptophyta, Magnoliopsida, Fabales, Fabaceae. The record is from RefSeq and is a predicted model, not a curated record. Gene Ontology annotation, biological process: nuclear-transcribed mRNA catabolic process, nonsense-mediated decay. Bases 42 to 1208 code for a protein of 388 amino acids. The transcript is spliced from 8 exons.
AAGGUGUUAACCCUUGAAUAUUGAUUCUUGUUCACAUCACAAUGGCGGGACCUGAACCCUCUCCUUCUCCAAAAAUCCUUUUAGCAAAACCAGGACUCGUCACCGGAGCUCCACUCACCGGAAAAUUCACCCGCGGCGGAGCCACCGAAGAUGAUUCUACACGACUCCGUUCUCGUCUUCCUUCCGUCGCAUCUCUCAACCUUCUCUCCGAUUCCUGGGAUUUCCACUUCGAUCGCUUUCUCCCCUUUUUGACUGAGAACACUGAUUUCACUGUGAUUGGAGUCAUUGGUUCACCUGGAGUUGGAAAAUCUACUAUCAUGAAUGAACUUUAUGGUUUUGAUUCAACUUCUCCUGGGAUGCUACCACCUUUUACUAUUCAAUCUGAAGAGAAUAGAGCUAUGGCUAGACAUUGUUCUAUUGGCAUUGAACCUAGGAUAUCUUCUGAACGGAUUAUUCUUCUUGAUACGCAGCCGGUAUUUAGUGCUUCUGUUUUAUCUGAGAUGAUGAGACCUGAUGGUUCUUCAACAAUUUCUGUGCUGAGUAGAGAAUCCUUGUCGGCUGAAUUGGCUCAUGAACUUAUGGGUAUUCAGCUUGCUGUUUUUCUAGCAUCUGUAUGUCAUAUUCUGCUGGUGGUGUCCGAGGGAGUCGAUGAUGAUAGCAUGUGGCAUUUGAUGUCGACGGUUGACUUGUUGAAGCAUGACAUUUCAGACCCAUCAUUGCUGGCUUCAUCCCUUUCACAUAACUCUAGCUCAGGGCAUGAUAACAAUAACAAAGUUCCUGAAUGUGAAUACAUGGCCACUCCUGUUUUUGUACAUACCAAGCUACAAGAUCAAGAGUUGACUUCUAAAAAUUGUUUGAAGCUGAAGAAGGCACUCAUGCAGUAUUUCAAACCAUCCUCUUUUGUUAGAGAAAACACUGGAAACAAGCCCAGCGAAGAAAAUCACUUGGAUUCUGACACACUAAAUUUGUUUACCAUCCCAUUUAAGAAAAAAGAGGAAAAUCCAAGAGCUCAGCAUGAGAGUUACAUUUCUGCUCUAUGGAAAUUAAGGGAUCAGAUUUUAGCCAUGAAGUCGCCAUCUUUCAGGAGACCGGUGUCUGAGCGUGAAUGGUUGAAAAAUUCAGCCAAGAUAUGGGAACAGGUUAAAAACUCCCCAACAAUAUUUGAGUACUACAAAACACUUCAACAUUCCGGUAUGUAUAGGAGCUAGAAGUUUAUCGAAGGUAGAACAAUUCAAGACAGUCUCGGAAAUUUUGUUUCAAGAUGUAUCUUAUUUAAUGUUAAAUUAGCAUAUUCUUGUAUGGAUAUUACAUUUGUAUCGCCAAUUUUAUAGCUAGUGAGUACAAUUCUGUAAGCUAUAGCAAUGCUAAAUUUAUUGUGUUUUGCGCAAACAUUGACAUGUUAAUGUCUUGCUAGCUUCACCAAUUGGUUUCUAGGACCUUUAGGUUGCUUUUUGUUUUUUUAUACAAGGACUAUUUGGUUGCUAUAACUUGAUUAAUGAGAGUUGUAACCCUUCUGAUUGCGGCUUUGCUUGCUAGCUUGACCAAUUGGGGCCAUGGCUGGCGCCUGCUGGGGCUUUUGCUACCAUGACCAUGGGGGCCAUGUUCAUCUACUGAAACAAGAAGAGUUUAAGACC